This is a messenger RNA of Gossypium arboreum, 738 nucleotides long. RefSeq lists its product as uncharacterized. NCBI's taxonomy places the organism in Eukaryota, Viridiplantae, Streptophyta, Magnoliopsida, Malvales, Malvaceae. The record is from RefSeq and is a predicted model, not a curated record. The transcript is spliced from 4 exons. Gene Ontology annotation, molecular function: protein binding. Bases 1 to 738 code for a protein of 245 amino acids.
AUGGCGAACUCGGCUAAGAAGAUGAACAUGGAAGAGAGCAACUAUAGAACAAUAGCUAUUGUAGCAACGACACCUUUCAUCGUCAUCGGAGGAAUUUGCAUUGGGUGGAAAUAUGUGAGCCGUGCAUGGAACAAUAAAAAAACCGAUCAUCGGCGGCAGCAAAAGAUACCGAGAUCCAUUUCCAUGGCGGCCAUCCAUGGCGGAAAGCUAGCUUUGGACAGAUUGGUUAAUUAUGGCAAGCAGCAACCAACAACACAAAGUGGUGAUGAUGUAGAACAGCUAAAGACUCUUCUUGAAAAUGAACAACCCAAUUACAAGGAACUUCAGCAAGUUAUUGGAAGACUAGAGAUGAACAGAAGAGAAGAUGAAGCAAUAAAAAUAUUGAAAAAAGCAAUGAAGAAGAAAAAGGCACAAAUGAAGCCCAAUUCAAAUGAAGCUAAUGAGAUUGGAUUGUUGCUUGCUGUAAUGUACAUCUACAAGGGAGAUGUUAAAAAGGCUUCGAAAUGCUUAGCAAAAGUAGGGGCUUCUGAUGCAAAACUUUCUCUUUAUAAGGCUAUUAUUUCCAUGAUGGAUCAAAAGGAACAAGAAGCCAUUCAACAUUGGGAAACCUUUAAAGAAAUUCAAAACCAAACAAUCCCACCAAGUUUCAAUGAAGAAGAAUUCACUGAGUUCAAGAAUGCAGUCUAUCUACUCAAACAGGACAUUGAUGCUGCUGCAACACAACUCAAAAAACAAUAA